ACCAUCACUUGAGCUAGUUUUGCCUUCACAUCCCUAAGCAAUUCAAAAUGGCUUCAAGGGCAUUGGCAACAACUGCUUUCCUACUCACCCUUAACCUUCUCUUCUUCACUCUCGUAACUUCAACUUCUUGCCCACCACCACCAAGCACUCCUAAGCCAAAUAAACAUCACCACAAAGCAACUUGCCCUAAAGACACCCUCAAGUUAGGUGUGUGUGCUAAUGUUCUCAACGACUUGGUUCACCUAGUCGUUGGUACACCACCAAAGACUCCUUGCUGCAGCCUCCUCGGUGACCUCGUUGAUCUUAAGGCAGCAGUCUGCCUUUGCACCGCAAUCAAAGCAAAUGUAUUGGGUAUCAACCUCAACGUGCCAGUUUCUUUGAGCUUGUUGCUUAACUAUUGUGGAAAGAAGGUCCCACAGGGCUUCCAAUGCGCAUAGAGACCUUUCAUGGUUGACAAAUAUUGGUU
This is a messenger RNA of Helianthus annuus (common sunflower), 466 nucleotides long. RefSeq names its product 14 kDa proline-rich protein DC2.15. The record is from RefSeq and is a predicted model, not a curated record. The transcript has a single exon. The coding region runs from base 48 to 437 and encodes 129 amino acids. Lineage: Eukaryota; Viridiplantae; Streptophyta; Magnoliopsida; Asterales; Asteraceae.